AAAACCCCUUUGCCUUAAAAGAGUAAACCCCUUUGCCUCUUCCGCAGACCAAAUUACUUCUAAGUUAGGGUUAUCUACCGAUUUUGGGGAAAUCUUUCGCUUCACAAGUAAAAUUUACUUUUAACUUUGAUACUCUGUAUAUUUGUGGGUUAAUUGAAGCCUUAGCACUUGCUCGGGUGCUCCAUUUUGUUUUACAGCAUCUUGAUAAUGUUGAUUGAUAACAAAUAUCAGCAUGAUAUCAUCAGCAACCUCCAUGAAAGUUUAAAGCAAAGUAUCUUAAUGUGUUUGCCAUUAAAAGAUGCAGCAAGAACUAGUGUACUCUCAAGAAAGUGGAAGUAUAGUUGGACUACGCUUCCACACCUUAAACUUGAUGAGACUUUGUGGCAAGGAUCAAGUAUUGGUGAGGAUGAUUAUGUGUCUAUUACAUUUCUUAAAAGUCUCUUCCAUGCUAUACUCUGUCAUAAAGGUCCUAUCACCAAGGUCACACUCUCAAUUCCGGGUAUGAGAAUUUAUUCAGAGAUUGACUGGUUACUGUUUACUCUAUCAAAAAAUGAUGUUGAGGAACUCGUGCUUGGUGUUUGUUCUGGUGAGUAUAGAUUGCCCUCGUCAUUUUUCGGAUGCCGAAAGUUGAAACACAUGACACUUAAUUCGUGUUUGGUUCACCCACCUUGUGGCUUCACUGGAUUUAGUGAACUUCUCUCCAUUGAAAUGUUGGACGUGACUAUUUGUUCUAAAAUACUUGCAAGUCUUAUUUCUUGUUGCCCUUUACUCGAACACUUGAAACUAAAAAUCUCUUACACUUAUGAUGCUCUUGAGAUAUAUGCUCCUAGACUUAGGUCAUUUGAGUUUCUAAGUGUCAUGGAAUCUGUUUGUUUCAAGAACACCCCACUUCUUGAAAAAGUUGUAAUUUGUUCAGAUGACCUGGCUGUGUAUAAUGGACACUGGAACUCUAGCUUUGAAGAGUUUUUCAGUUCUCUUCCGAUGCUUAGAUAUCUGGGUUUAGAUUAUGACUUCAUGAAGUGUGUAGCUGGCGGUGGAGCCCCAACUAGACCUAGUUUUGCUGCUGCAGUCCAUCUUAACAUUCUAUUUCUUGGAGGGAUUUCAUUAGAGGAUCUGCAUGAGAUGCUAUGUGUAGUUUUUGUGAUAGGGAUCUCUCCAAAUCUGCAAGAAAUACAAAUCAACCUUGCGGACGACAUUGAUGAUUUUGCAAGUUCUGAGGAAAGCUCCAUUGUCAAAUUGUUGGGCCUUAAAGAAUACUCAUACAUAAAACUGGAUCACUUGAGGAUUGUUACUUUCUUGAACUUUUCUGGGACAAGGAAUCAAAUGGGACUUGCAAAGUUUCUGCUAAUGAGAUCCCCCAGGCUCAAGAAAUUGUUAAUUUCAAGUGAUGCUAAUCUGUCCAGUGAAAGAAGAUUUUUUAUUCUGAAAGAGCUCACUCGAUUGCAGCGUUCUUCACCAAGUGCCGAGCUUAUUUAUGAUUAGGUGCAUAUGAUGAGGGCAGUGAGCGUAUGAGUGAAGACUGAAGUGAUGAGUCCCAAACUCCCAAUGACACUUGCAUGAAUCACUGUUAUCAUACGGAGUAUCUUCUUUCUUUGGUAUAGUUUGUUGAGAACACAUGGAUCAUGGAUGUAAUAUUUCUCACUUUACCGAAUGCAGUUGUAAAUUGAAACUUUGGCAGUCUCCAAGGUCAUGUUUUUUGAGUUUUUUUCGCUAGUGUGGCCGGGCGAAUUUUUUUCGGUAAUGUAGCGGGGAGAAUUUUUUUCGCUAGUGUAGG
Molecule: messenger RNA, 1774 nt
Organism: Cuscuta epithymum
Lineage: Eukaryota; Viridiplantae; Streptophyta; Magnoliopsida; Solanales; Convolvulaceae
Source: the annotation of a GenBank genome assembly